AUGAUCCUUGGAUGGCCAAGCCCCAUCUGCCAACUGGUUCUACUUCUUUUUCUCAUGUCUCCCACACCUUCUAGUCUUGUCUGGGGGCAACAAGUUGAACCUUAUAGACGGGAGAACUUCAAUGUCCUUUUUGAGGGCCAGAAUGCGAUUUUUUACUGCGAUCCGAGUGGAUGGGAUCAUGAUAGCCUUACCUAUCAAUGGACUUUGAAUGAUACUCAUAUUAUUGCCACAGGAAGGACUUUCAAUGUCAAUAAUGUUAACAAGGGCGACAGCGGACUCUAUAAGUGCAUUGUUCGCGGAAAGAUUGAUAAUAAGGAGAUCGUGGCCGAACAAUCCACGUUUGCUUACGUCAAGAAAGCCGAAACUAUGCUCACCCAAGUGGUUGAUGAAGGUGUGUCAGUCACAAUUCUCUGUAACGUCUCCGAUUCAAAUAUACCACCAGGAGCCUCAAAUAUGCGUUACCAAUGGCACAACCCAAACGGUACUCUAAUUGGCAACCAAUGGUACUUGCGACUAGCCAAAAUCAAAACGCAUGAGUCGGGUGUCUACGUUUGUACUGUGUCAGUUGAUGUGGAUGGUGCCACUCAUGAAGCCAGCCGAGGAACAAACAUUCAAGUCAAGAGAGCUGGUAGUGUAGUCUUUCCCGGUCUAUCUGGACAUACAAUGGACGUUAAGGAGACGAGUCCGGUCUAUCAAACAUGCCGAGUUCUGAAAGACCAUGGAGGAGCUAACUACGUCUACCAUUGGCUCGGUCCCGACGGCAAGAAAAUUUCCGAUAACAAUCAGUUGAAAAUUGAUUACGCUUUACGAAGUAAGCACUCGGGAGCCUAUACUUGUGUCGCUACAACUAGAGAUAAUACUCAACGGGAUUUGGAAGGCACAAUCUACGUGAUUGUCUCUCCUCUGAGAUUCCAGAUCAAUACGCUGGCUGAAGACUUGCGACUGGGUGGUUUCACGCACCGCCGAGUAUCUGUCUCCCAACUCCCUCUUCCCACAGGUACGACGAGAGAACAAUUCGAAUACAUGUGGAUGACUCCAAACGGACAGCCUGCAACAUCACAACCCAGUCCCGAGAUGUAUAUUCCACUGCAAAGUCCUCAGCAGUUCGGGCUCUAUACUGUUCGAGUUCGUGGACUAAACUCUGGAUACAAGCAUGAACUUCAGAGUGACGUUCGCAUCCAAUAUCCGCCUCCAAACGGCUACUCACUGCGAAUCUCAGGUCAAGCGGGUCCUAUCACUCCAAAUUCACGAGUCGAAGUUUUAUGCGAACUCCAACCGACUCAUCCUGCUGGUGCAAAGAUUCGUUGGUUAAACGCUCAAAAUAUGCCAGUGGCUCCAGAUGGGCGUCUCAUUAUUGAACGCUUCAAUGUUGUUAAUGAGGGUAGCUAUGUUUGUGAGGCCGUACUUCCUGAUGGACUGAUUCUUCGACAGGAACGGCUCGAUAAACCGGGUAUCAAGUAA
Rodentolepis nana is the source of this 1461-nucleotide messenger RNA. The record is from the annotation of a GenBank genome assembly. NCBI's taxonomy places the organism in Eukaryota, Metazoa, Platyhelminthes, Cestoda, Cyclophyllidea, Hymenolepididae.